Messenger RNA from Leptinotarsa decemlineata (Colorado potato beetle), 4487 nucleotides. RefSeq lists its product as uncharacterized. Gene Ontology annotation, cellular component: endoplasmic reticulum membrane; endoplasmic reticulum exit site. Gene Ontology annotation, biological process: vesicle cargo loading; protein secretion; endoplasmic reticulum to Golgi vesicle-mediated transport. Gene Ontology annotation, molecular function: protein binding. Lineage: Eukaryota; Metazoa; Arthropoda; Insecta; Coleoptera; Chrysomelidae. The record is from RefSeq and is a predicted model, not a curated record.
ACUUUUUCAAAAACAGUGAUGUGGCCUAGGGUUCAAUUGUCAAUUUGACAAAAAUGUAUAGUUUUAAGUUAAUAUAUUUUGUUAAUUUUUUGUUGAUUCUAUGUAGUUCCAGAUGUGAAAUAUCACACAAGAGAUUAUGCGUGGAUAAAGACUGUAAAGAACCCAUAUCUUUGGCAAAGACUCUUUUGAGGUAUAGUAGUCCUGACCCAAAGGUACUUUCUUUCAAAUCGAAUGAGAACAUCAAGAUAUUCAGUAAGGAGGCUAGUAGUAAGAAGGAUAGUUCUUCCACAAUAUUGUGGGAAACGGAAAUAAAUGGAAAGAGGGGCUACAUACCCAGUAAAUACGUUCGAGAAAUUAAAAUUAUUUCGAAACCAACUUUCUUGGUUGAUACGGAAUCAAAGCAAACUGUAGAUCCCUUAAAAGAAAUCAAUCCAGAUAAGGUGAAAAAUUCAUUUCAUAUUGUUGAUGGUACUACCAUAUUAAAGGAUUUCACAGAGUCCAUCAGCCAAAGUUCCAUUGAGAGUUCAGUUCUUUCAACGAUAGUCCCAAGUGAAAACAAAGAAUACUCUAAAACAUCUGAAGUUGCGAAAGAUUUGGACACGUUUUCCUCAGUUUCUGAAGAUGAUGUCGUUGAUUCUGAAGAUGAUGAGGAUGGUCUUGAGGAUGAUGAUGGUGAUGAUGAUGAUGAUGAUGAUGAUGAUGAUGGUGAUGAUGAUGAUGGUGAAGGAGAAGAGGCUGAGGGAGAUAAAAGAGCACAAAAACAAAAUGAAAUUCCGUCAACUGAGAAUCAGUCUGGUGGUGAUGGUCAGUUGACUCCCGAUAUUCCUCAGUUAAGUGUUGAGAAAAGUUUUGAUAAGGAAUUGUUUACUAAGACUGAUGAACAAACUCUAGAAACCAGUACAGAGAUGUCUGUUGACGUUGAAGUACCCAAACCAAUUCAAGAUGUUGGGAUCACUGAAAAUCCUUAUCAGGCAAUCAAUUCAGUAAAUGAUAUAACUAAGAAAACUGAUAGCUCAGCAUCGGAUGUACUACCAACAAAUGUAGGUGAUACUGACAAAAGCAUAAGCCAGAAUCCCAAGGAAAAACAGCAACAAGAUGAUAAGAAGGACUCAGUAGAUGAACCUAUUAGUGAAGAAGGUAAAUCACAUGAAACCAACUCAACAGAUAAUAUUACUACUGAAGAUUCAACAAAAGACAGCAGAAAUCUGAAUUCAGAAAGCAAAAUAAUACAGGAAACAAACUUGUCAAGUACUGUUAUUACCGCAGAGAAAAUUUUAAGAGAUGAUGUCGAGGAUUUGACAAAAGAAAACCAAAAUCGGAAGUUGGAAAGCAAAAUUUUACAAAAAAACAACUCAACAGACACAGACAAUAUAUCAGUAAAUGACAUUGGGAAGGAAUUGACAAAAGAAAACCUCACUUUGAAAUUAGAAACCAAAAUAAGUGAUAGUCCAGAAAGUAGUUCUCCUUCUCUUCAAUAUGGCCAAGAAAACAUUCCAAACUCAAAUAUGAGUGAUAUUCAUCCAAAAGAAAAAAACGAGAAUAGCGAUUCAAAACAUGAGCAGUUCAUUGAAAAUUUCCCUGGAGUUACAGCAAAUUUGGAAACAAUGAGUAAUGAUAAAAAAUUUGACUCAAGCACAUCUACAGAAAAAAAAAUAUCUCAUGAAGAUGCUGUUUCUGAUAAUAUUCAAGAUACGACACCAGAGGAAACUAUUCUAAAUAACAACUAUUUUCUAUAUCCUCCAGAUAAACUAAGAAAUGAAGAAAAAAAGUAUCGAAAAGAAGACGCAAAUGAAAACAAUACAAUGACUGAUUCAAACUCUCAAGAUUCGUCAAAGCAUGCUCAAGAUUUUGUUUUUGAAGAAUUUCCAGAAAAAAAUAUUGCCAGUGUGUCUUUAUCUCAUGAUGAAAAAAAUUUAAAAGAAAAUUUUGAAAGUUUAUCAGGAAUUGAUAUCAAUUUGGAUUCAUCUGAAGAGAAUCGAACUGAGGAAGAUACAGAGAAAAGUCAUCAUCCUACUGCAAAUGAUAUUGAAUUGGAGCCUUCUGAUUCAUCGACAGAAAUCAAUGAAAUUUCUUCUGACAAUGUAGCUGAAAUGUUGGCUGAAGGUUAUUCAUAUACUGCAACUGAAUCCAAUAUUGACAAUAAUGAAGACAAAUUUUUCUCAGAACAAUCCACAAAUGAAGGAAACAUAGUUCAGGAAAACAAAGAUUCAUAUUCUGAAACUUUUUUGAUUGAGGAACAAAAAGGUGAGCAGAUACUUGAUAGAAAAGAAGUAGUUGAUGAAAGUCAAGGAGUAGUGGCGAACCUCUUAUCAUUAAUCAAAGGCAGUGAAGAGAUUGGAAAGAAAUCAGAACCAGUUUCAUCUCCUGCGAGUUUAGGGGAGCAACUUUCAUUAGAUUCUCUGGAAUCAAAUCCUAGCAGAGAGUCUGAUCACAUUGAUACAGGUUAUUGUGAUGUAGAAAACUGCGAUAAAAUUGCUGACAGUAGUUUUGUAGAUAAUAUAACAUUAAGUUUCAACUAUGAUGUAUUUUUGUAUCUUGUCACUACUGCAGUAUCCUGUAUAAUAUUCUUAUUCAUGUAUCUAGCAAUGGAUAACAGUAAGAGAAUGACACCUUUGAUUUCUAAAAUCAACAAAUUGGAAAAGGAACUCCUUGUAAUUAUGAAAGAGAAUGAUAUACUCAAGGAAAGAGAAUUGUUUCAUAGUUCUAAUAAUGUAAAUAGUACACCAACAGAUGAAUACAAUCUUUUGGCUGAACGAUUAGCAAAAUUGGAACAGGUAAAACAAGUUCUCGAAAUGCAGGUUAUAGAUCUUCAAAAAGAGUUAGAUGGAAAAGAAGCAUUGGAAGAGCAAAUCGAGAGUUUGGAAAAGGAGUUGGAAACUUCCACAGAAGUUGGAAUGGAACUCAAUCGAAUUAUAGCAGAAAUGUUGGAUGCUACAAAUGGAAGUGAAAAAUUACAAGAAAAUGUCGAGCAACUGCAGAGGCAGUUGAUGGAACAAAAAAAUAUUAUUGCUAGCGUCAACAAAACAUUAAAAACUAAGGAGUCUCAAAAUGCUGAAUUACUUGAAGAGUCAAAAAUAAGCCAGAGAAAGAUACUUGAGUUACAGAAAGAUUUGGAUGAAAGAGUUGAACAAAUUCUGAAAAUUGAAAAAGAAAAAGAGCAACAGCAAAACUCUCUUCAGGAUGAACUGCUAGCAUACCAACAAAAGUAUAAUGAAAAUGUGGUGAAAAGUGAAAUUUUGAAUAAUGAAAUACAGGUUCUGAGAAAUCAACUUUCUGAUGCUCAGAGACAAGCGGAGUUACGAGUCAAAGAGUACCAUUUAUUGAAAGAAAGUCUGGGUAAACUGAAAUCCAUAAAAAAUAAUGAGAAUGUUAUGGACUUAUUACUUGAAUCUACAUCAAAGAAGGCGGAGUAUGAACAGCUCAAAAUGGAAAAUGAAAGAUUUAUUGCUCAGUUGAAACAAGAAGAAGCAGCGAAAAUAGCUUAUGAAAAUAAAUAUGAAAUUAUUAAGGAAGAAAACAAUUCUCUUUUGAUAAAAUACCAGGAAGCUGAUAAGGAAAAGGUUGAAAUUAAUAUGAAACUGGAAGUUUUGACCAAUUAUUUCAAAAAAAAAGAAGAAGAAUUACAAGGUGAAAUAUUGAAAUAUAAAUCAAUUUGGAAUGCGAAAGAAGGUGAGGCCACAUCUACUUCCGAACGAAUCAGGCUUUUGCAGGAAGAAAUCGAAAAUUAUAAAUCUCAAAACGAAACCUUAAAACAAGAAAUAAUAUCUCAAGAAAUCGAAUUGAAAAGUCAAAUAUCCAUAUUGGAAAAGAAGGUUCAUGAAAACUGGGUUUCUGCAAGGCAAAUGGAAAGAAAAUUGGAAGAUGCCAGACAAGAAUCUGCUCAAUUGAGGAAUCGAUUAACACUGAGGGAACGGGCUAUGGUUGAGGAAAGAGCACAAAAUAGAUUACAAUCUCCACUUAACCAAAAUGGAGAACUACCUUUAUCUCCACAUCCGAUCGAGUCAGCAGCGUCACCACAAUUAUUGUUUGGCGGCAGGGAUCACAUCACAAAAUCACCUCCACUACCAGCUCUUCCACCUCACUUCCUACCUCCACCUCCAGGUGCACCUUUCAUGCCGCCUCCUUUGCCCGGAAUGCCCUUUCUGCCACCCCCGCCAACCAUGUUCCCAGUUGAUCACAGACCCCCUCCGUUGGGUAGAAUGUCUUCCCCUCCUCCAUUGAACUCGCGAUACUCUCCUGAUACUUCAGCAUUCUCACCCUACGAUAGAAAUAGCCCUUCUCCUCCAUACGAUUCAGAAUAUGGAGCAUCACCACCUCCUAUGAGGAGAUACAGCCCUUAUGAAAGAGAUGAAAGGAGAGACUAUAAAAGACCACCCCAUGUUAUGUCUAACGGACGAAAUCUUAGAGGUAUGUAUUUUUUUUUAUUUAAUUUCAAUGUAGAUGUCCGACUUUGCCAUGACCUUGAAAAAUAGAGGAAAGAUGUUGAU